CGCCGUAGGCGCUACUGAUCAGAAACUCACUUCAGCACUCGAUUCUGAAUGACACCGACACAGAAGCGAACGAGGAAGUGUCGGAGAAUAACAUUGUGACAUCAGAUUUAGAUUAAUUUAACCAACUAAACUCAUAUUUUCAUCUGUUGCAUGUUUGGUUGACAUGGAGACCCCUGAGCCCGGUCAGGCAGAUGGAGAGGAACGGAUGAUGGAGCUGAGACCCAGGACCCGGUCCAAUCCGGAGGGUGCGGAGGACCGGCGUAGCAGCACCGGGAGCCUGAACAACAGCCUGGCGUCCCCACCGCAGCCGGCCGUGGGCAGCCGUGUGGAAGGAGAGGGAGAGGCGGCCAGCACCGAUAGCCCUCCGCCUUCUGCCUCCGCCAUCACAGCCGCUGCACCCGCACCUGUUACUGCAGCAGGAAACUCCACAGCCAGCAUGCCUGCGAUGGCUUCUGCAGUGAAGGAAAGACCCAAACCCCCCCAGCCGUCCAUGAGCACCCAGAUCCCCCCAUCAGCAGAGUUACACCUGCGGGCGCCACGGGUCAACUGCCCAGAGAAAGUGAUCAUCUGUUUGGACCUUUCAGAGGAGAUGUCUUUACAAAAACUGGAGUCGUUUAAUGGAUCCAAGACGAACGCCUUAAAUAUUUCACAGAAGAUGAUUGAGAUGUUUGUGAGAACCAAGCACAAGAUUGAUAAAAGGCAUGAGUUUGCUCUGGUGGUGGUGAAUGAUGAUGCCAUGUGGUUAUCAGGAUUCACGUCUGAUCCGCGAGAGCUGUGCAGCUGUCUUUAUGACCUGGAGACCAACGUCUGCGAGUCCUUCAAUCUGGAAGAUCUCCUUAAUGUAAUUUUGCAGAAAAUUGAACUUCCUCAGAUGGAGAACAUUCAGACCAUCCCACCUCCGUUUGUAGUCCGGACGCUCCUCAUCUUCAGCCGGCAUGCUGGCAUGCUUCAGUUCAACCCCUCUGAUGCUGCCAAAAAAAUGCUGCAGUCUCCCUAUUUCUUCUUUGAUGUUGUUUAUCUUCAUAAUGGAACUGAAGAACAGACAGAAGACACCAGCUGGAAGGACGUGUACGCCUCCUUCAGCGAGCUGGACUCUAAGGGAAUGUGUUAUCGCUUUGAGGUGUCACUGUGUGGUCCUGCAAUCGAGCUGCACAACUGCAUGGCCAAACUGCUGUGCCAUCCACUGCAGAGACCCUUCCAGAGCCACGCGUCGUACAGUCUGCUGGAGGAUGAUGACACGCAAGAGAACGAAGCCACGGUGUGAGAUUGAUCUGACUGAUACACUCCCAAAUUAAGGAGUGACCUGUGAAUAACUGCUUAUAUAUGGCCUUGUCCAUUGUUUCUGUACUGGAAUGCCUCUUUUAUUACUUUUGGAAACUUCAGUGUCUUAAUUUGGCACAGCGGACAUAACCACACUAGCUCAAGACCCUGUUGUGGAAUGAACGCUAAAUCUAUUAGUUUUGAGAAUGUCAGCUAUUAAUAUCCUGGUUUCAAAAAACGUCCCGUUUAGGGAUACAUUAUAUACCCCUCAAACACCUGCUAGUUAUGUGGCGGAGAUUCACAGAUGAGCUCAUGUGACUGAUGGCAUAGACAUUAAAUGACAAGGCAUUUGAACAGAAGACUUUUUCAAGUAAAAAAAAAAAAAACAAUAUUGAGUGGGAA
Messenger RNA from Labeo rohita (rohu), 1662 nucleotides. RefSeq names its product BRISC and BRCA1 A complex member 1 (gene babam1). The transcript is spliced from 9 exons. Lineage: Eukaryota; Metazoa; Chordata; Actinopteri; Cypriniformes; Cyprinidae. The coding region runs from base 164 to 1264 and encodes 366 amino acids. Gene Ontology annotation, biological process: double-strand break repair; mitotic G2 DNA damage checkpoint signaling; positive regulation of DNA repair. Gene Ontology annotation, cellular component: BRISC complex; BRCA1-A complex; nuclear body. The record is from RefSeq and is a predicted model, not a curated record.